AUGACAUUGGGUGACAUGAUGAAGAAAGAGAAGCUGAGCUACCCUGAUGCCAUUACUGUUUUACUUGCUUUCCGUGAGUCUGUGGCGAAGAAGUCUUCCAAGAAGCCCAGCAAAACCGAGAAAGCCAACACGAACUCCUCAGCAGGUGAGUCAGCAGCCCCGGCCGAAGCCGAUGAACCCCAGCCGAAGCGCAAGAAGACCAAAGCCGAGGAAGCCGAUAAGAAAUCCGGAAAGCAGCCCCCAGCCAAGCAAGCCGGCAAGAAAUCCAGAAAGCAGCCCCCGUCUGAAGCUCCAGUCGAUUCUGUGGACACUGGCACGAGAAGCUCUGCUGAGGUGCUCGAGGCGCCGUCCAAGCGACUCAGAGGUAAGACUGGUGCAGCAAACCAGAUCCCCGAAGACACAGAAGCAGACCAGAUCCCCGAAGACGCAGAAGCAGACCAGAUCCCCGAAGACGCAGAAGCAGACCAGAUCCCCGAGGACCCCAACUUGGAGGAAGACGACGAGUCGGGGCCGGAUGCACAGCGCCUGCUGGCACUGCCUGGGCCGGAGCCGCCUCAUGGUGAUGCGAAUGACAGCCAAGCGUCUGGUAGUACCUUUGCGGACGGUCAAGCCAGGCUGCACUCAGGCCGCCUCACCAACAAGGACCGCCAGGACUCCCGGACGAAUCUCAGCGAUCUCGGGCCCUCGGCAAGCCAAGUUGCAACUGCAUUUGACAUGAGCAUGCUGUUGCAGCGUGCGCAGCAGUUGGAACUGGAAAAGGCCGACAGCUCAGCAGCGACUCGAAAUUUUAAAGGUACCACUUCGGAAAAGGACCCCGUGCCCGAAGACGCUUCGAAAGAACCCGCUGCAUCGAAGCCUGUGGCUACGCCUGUCAGGGCCCUGGCCAAGGUGCAUGUGCUCCACGAUUCGCCGUCGCCUGCCCCGGCGAACAAUGGUCUUCCCGCCGCGACAUAA
Symbiodinium sp. CCMP2592 is the source of this 954-nucleotide messenger RNA. NCBI's taxonomy places the organism in Eukaryota, Dinophyceae, Suessiales, Symbiodiniaceae. The record is from the annotation of a GenBank genome assembly.